This is a messenger RNA of Coregonus clupeaformis (lake whitefish), 5428 nucleotides long. RefSeq names its product ephrin type-B receptor 4a. The transcript has 16 exons. The record is from RefSeq and is a predicted model, not a curated record. Gene Ontology annotation, molecular function: protein binding; ATP binding; transmembrane-ephrin receptor activity. Bases 858 to 3821 code for a protein of 987 amino acids. Gene Ontology annotation, cellular component: plasma membrane; neuron projection. Gene Ontology annotation, biological process: cell surface receptor protein tyrosine kinase signaling pathway; protein phosphorylation; central nervous system projection neuron axonogenesis. Lineage: Eukaryota; Metazoa; Chordata; Actinopteri; Salmoniformes; Salmonidae.
UUGUGUGUGGUGAAACAUCCCCGGUGAGACGACUACGAGUGGACGGGGGAAUAAGUGCAUAACUUUUUGUUUUUUGUUUAUUUUCCCUGAGCGUGAUUUCUCGUAACGUUUUUCUUUAAAGUAUUACAUUUGUAAACCAUUCUACAUCAUUGGAAACAUGAAGGCAGUGGUAACGAGACACGCAGUUGUUCCCGACCCCAUCGACUAGAUCUUUUAGGAGGAUAAAAAACAAAAAAACAUACAAUUCUUGUUCUGGUCGUUUGGAAACAAAAUAGGCUACCGAAACGAACAAAACACAGCAGUAACAUUGUUUUCGUUCAUGUUGACAAUUGAGGGGAUUUUCAAGUGCCUUAAUUGCGGAGUCUAGGCAUCGAAUUGAGAGGACAAAGAGUGGACCGAAUACAUCCCAAGGAUACGAUAAGUUUCACAUACAUGCGUCCCCUUUUCGAAUAUGACAGAGGACAACUUUGCUAUAUAAUUGUAUAGCCAAGAUAUACAAUAUGCUAUAGCACUAUAAAGGAACGUUUUUCCUAAUAUGAAAGUUCAUAUUUGAUUGUCUAUACUAGAUUUUUAAAGAAACUGGUGGUCGACUAUUUUUAUCGACUUAUUCCAUGAGAUAUUGACUUGCAAUCGUCCGUCAAAGCAAGGUUUUCCUUGUAAUGUUGUGACCACAUUUUUUUUAUUACUCAUUCCUAGUGAAACUGGUGUUUGAACUGUGGUCCGUGUCAGAUGUGGUCAGUGUUGCGGCCAAUGGGUACACGGUCCAGCUGACCGUGCCACUAAAUUACCAGUUACACUUUUUUUGACCCACACAACCGAAGGAGUUCGUUUAUAUUACGGAUAAUCUGUAUGCCAUUAUGGAUUUCCUAUCCAGGCGCAGUGCCCCACUUUGGCUGGUCCUGCUGGAAUGUGUGCUUCUGUCGACAGCAGAGGAAGAGGUUCUGAUGAACACUAAGACCGAGACGUCAGAUCUCAGAUGGACCAUCUACUCCCGUGACAACCCUCUGUGGGAGGAGGUGAGUGGUCUGGACGAGGAGAACAACAGUGUGAGGACCUAUCAGAUCUGCCAGACGGACGGCUCGUCCAGUCAUUGGCUGCGCAGCGGGCUGAUUCAACGGCGGGGAGCGUCCCAGGUGUACGUGGAGCUGCGCUUCACCAUGAUCGAGUGUUCGUCCAGGGUCACACACCACCGCAGCUGCAAGGAGACCUUCAACCUCUACUACUACCAGGCCGACUCUGACGAGGCUACACCUACACACCCAUCAUGGAUGGAGAACCCCUAUACUAAGGUGGACACAGUGGCAGCAGACUUCCUACUGAGGAAGGGUGGGGAGCGUAAGUUCAAUGUGAAGACCCUGCGGCUGGGGCCUCUGUCUAAGAGGGGCUUCUACCUGGCCUUCCAGGCCCAGGGAGCCUGCAUGGCCCUGCUGUCUGUCAGGGUGUUCUUUAAGAAGUGUCCUGCCCUUGCCAGCUCCCUGUCCUCCUUCCCUGAGACCGUGCCCCGCACCCUGGUACAGGAGGCCCAGGGGGUGUGUGUGGACAACGCUGCCCAGCAGGGGCCCCGGCCACGCCCACCCAAACUCUUCUGCGGCGAGGAUGGCCAAUGGGUGGGCCAGCCCACUACCUCCUGUGGCUGUCUGCCCGGAUACGAGCCUGCUGAUGGACACACCCACUGCUCAGCCUGUCCUGUGGGUCAGUUUAGGUCCGGCUCGGGGGGGCAGUGCCAGGCCUGUCCAGGGUUUAGCCAUGCUGUGGUGACGGGCUCACCUGUGUGUCAGUGUCGUCCAGGAUACCUCCGCGCUGACUCUGACACCCCAGACACGCCCUGCACCAGACCCCCCUCUGCCCCGCGUAGCAUCGUCACCCAGAUCAACGACACCACGGUGACCCUAGAGUGGAGCGAGCCCCAGGACAGUGGUGGCCGGACUGACCUGAGUUACUCUGUGGAGUGUUCUCUGUGUGGGGCCCCCUGGGGCCCCUGCUCUCCCUGCGGGGACAGUGUCAGCUACCGGCCUUCUCAGCGUGGCCUGCUGGGCCGCAGGGUGGUGGUCUGGGGCCUCAUGCCUCACACUACAUACACCUUCUCCAUCCAGGCCCUCAACGGGGUCUCCCCGCCCAACGGCAAGGGGGCACCCAGCGACACUGUCAACAUCACAACCAGUCACGACGUUCCAGUUCUGGUGUCUGUGAUCAGGAAGAGUAUCUCUACAGAGAGCAGUCUGACUCUCCACUGGUCAGUUCCAGCCCAGCCGCACUACACCAUCCUUCAGUACCAGCUACGUUACUGUGAGACGGAGCGUCGAGGUGAGGAGCAGGAGCGGUUGUGUCGCUACAUGGAGAGUGACAGUAACCAGGUGGUGCUGAGUGAUCUCCGCAGGGCCACUCAGUAUGAGGUGCAGGUCCGGGCUCGCACCAUGGCCGGCUACGGCAGCUUCAGCCCAGCGGCCUCCUUCCGCACCAUGCCUGACGGACAUGACUCUCCUUCCCAGCUUCUGGUGACCGGUAUCCUUAUCGCCAUGGGGAUGCUGCUGCUCAUCACUGUCAUCACUGUGGCUGUCUUCUGCAUACGCAGACACAGCAGAAUGAAGGACCCAGAGCUGAGUGACAAAAAUGGCCAGUACCUCCUGGGCCAAGGAGUCAAGGUCUAUAUUGACCCCUUCACCUACGAGGACCCUAACGAGGCCGUACGGGAGUUUGCCAAGGAGAUCGAUGUUUCCUUUGUCAAAAUCGAGGAGGUCAUUGGUGCCGGGGAGUUUGGGGAGGUGUGUCGGGGGAGGCUGAAGGUUCCAGGGAAGAAGGAGAACUACGUAGCCAUCAAGACCCUAAAGGGUGGCUACACAGACAAGCAGAGGCGGGACUUCCUGUCGGAGGCUAGCAUCAUGGGCCAGUUCCAGCACCCCAACAUCAUCCACCUGGAGGGCAUCAUCACUGCUUCCUGUCCCGUCAUGAUCCUCACUGAGUUCAUGGAGAACGGAGCACUUGACUCCUUCCUUAGGUUGAACGAUGGUCAGUUCACUCCCAUCCAGCUGGUGGGCAUGCUGCGUGGCAUCGCGUCAGGCAUGAAGUAUCUGUCUGAGAUGAGCUAUGUCCACAGAGACCUAGCCGCGCGCAACAUCCUGGUCAACAGCAACCUGGUGUGUAAGGUGUCUGACUUUGGCCUGUCCCGCUUCCUCCAGGAGAACUCCUCAGACCCCACCUACACCAGCUCUCUGGGUGGUAAGAUCCCCAUCCGCUGGACCGCCCCAGAGGCCAUCGCCUUCAGGAAGUUCACCUCAGCCUCCGACGCCUGGAGCUACGGCAUCGUCAUGUGGGAGGUCAUGUCCUUCGGAGAGAGGCCCUACUGGGACAUGAGCAACCAGGAUGUGAUCAACGCCAUAGAACAGGACUACCGCCUACCCCCGCCCCCUGAUUGCCCCACCCACCUCCACCAGCUGAUGCUGGACUGCUGGCAGAAGGAGCGCUCGGCCCGCCCUCGCUUCGCCGCCAUCGUCAGCGCCCUGGACAAGCUGAUCCGCAACCCCGCCUCGCUGAAGAUCGUGGCCCAGGAGGGUGCAGGGCCGUCCCACCCCCUACUGGACCAGCGGGCCCCCCCGGCCCCCUCAGCGUGUGGCUCCGUAGGGGAGUGGCUGAAGGCCAUCAAGAUGGAGCGCUAUGAGGACAGCUUCCUCCAGGCUGGAUUCACCUCUGUUGACCUACUGGCCCAGAUCACUGCUGAGGACCUGCUGCGUCUGGGAGUGACCCUGGCUGGACACCAGAGGAAGAUCCUGUCCAGCAUCCAAACUCUGACCAUGACCAAGAGCCCUGGAACCGUACGCUUCUAAUCCCGGCACAACUUAUCUUGACCCCUGACCUCUGACCAUCACCCAACACAGACACCAGCACGCACACAGUACAUCGCACACCCAUGGAUCCAGGCAGCACCCUGCUACAACCACACAGUCCCUGACCCUGGCACCAGCCGGCCCCUUCUUAGACAGGAAGUCCAUCAGCGACUGGGCGUAGUGACAGCGCCUCAAAAUGAACUAAUUAUAGAUGACCUUCCCUACAACCUGACCAACCUGUCCUUACUGACCAGUCAAGUGAUCAGUCAGGCUGAGGACUGGUAGGAGGCUGCUGUACGCUAUCCUUGAUGCAGUGAAAAUAAUAGAACAUUCGAAGUAAGCUUUAUGCGACAUCUUUAACACACUUUUUUGCUUAUCUGAAUUUCUGGGUUUUACGCACCAACCAAACUUCUGGGAGAGCGUGAUCGUCCCCUUUUGAUAGGCUGCUGGGGCCUCUCUGACUGCCUCUCUGGCCAGUUCACCCUCACUAUACCGCCACUGCUUCACUGCUUGAAUGUUUAUCUGUGAUCCUAAACAAACUGGUGAUACUAGUGGAGGCACAGAUCAGUGCUAAGGACUAAAGAUGAUCUAUUGGUGUAUUUCAUGAUGAAGAAUGUGAACUAGCCAGUGGCAGACUACGCUACUGCAACAUGGUGACACUUUCACUAAUUUGUGUCUUGGAUUAUUAAUCCAUGGGAAUUAUACGAUGAUGUGGAUGACACCUUUUUCAGCGGACCGGAAAAUGUGUGUUUGGACUCUUAUCGAAUCGGCCUCACUUUUUCCUUUGGUUUCAAAAUGGCCUCGCCUUUCCUCAGGUGUUAUGGUGUUAUGGGUAAUGUAGGCAUUUGGACCAGAACAGACUGUAGUCAUACAAUCCUUCAUUUCCUCAUCUUCUUCAGUGACAGUGUGUGACCCUCCUGGGUCAGCCGUGUAGGAGGAGAGCAGGACUGAGACAUAUCAGCACUUUUAUAUAUUGAACAGACAGAAGUUGGGUUUUUAGUCAGUUCUCUGUCUCACUCCACCCCUCCUCUCAGCAGCUACAGUACUUCCUGUGUUUCUCUUGGAGUAUGGCUGGCUGGCAUUUCCACUUCCUGUUGCUGCUGGACUGGGCAGCUCACUUCCACACACUCAGACUGAAGGUGGACCCUGACCGUGGAUACAGGGACCAAAAGAACAUUGUUCAAGCCUUUUCUACUUGGGACUUUGACCAGGAGAAACACCACUCUGUCCUCUCCUUAUUUGGUUGAUAUUAUAGGUGGUCAGUUUUUUGUCUUGCUCGAGUGCCAUUUGAUCUUCUAUGUGGACUGAUAUCAAAAUGCCUGUUCUAUAAAGCAUAAAGCCCUCCCUGGGUUAUAUAGUUAGAUCUGCCAUACAGAAGUCUCUUCCGAUGCCACCAGUUUCACAUGUUUGGGGAGAUUGUGUGGUUCCUUGUUAACUAAAGGAUAGUGGGAAAUGUGGUCUUCACAUUGAGGAUCUGUUAUAAAAACGGGAACCCCUCUUUUAUAAAGUUUCCUUUUAAAAUAAUGUAUAGAUAAGUAUGGUUUGAUUCGCCCAUCCUUUCUGUGUGUAAUCUGUAUUCAGUCACAAUAAAGACACACACCAGUGUU